AUGCGGCCUGACGGUAUGGGACGGUUUGGUUUUAAUGUUAAGGGUGGUGCGGAUCAGAACUAUCCGGUUAUCGUAUCACGAGUCGCUCCAGGAAGUUCUGCUGACAAGGCGCACCCACGACUUAAUGAAGGCGAUCAGGUCCUGUAUAUCAAUGGCCGUGACGUGACGCCAAUGUCCCAUGACACUGUGGUGGAUUUCAUCAGAAGCGCCCGAUCUGGACCAAUAUACCGCCUCGGCGAAGAAGUGGAUGAACCGGAAGGUGCCGCACUGCCGGAACAGAUGCGAGUGGCUGAGAGUGUGCCACGAAGCGACAAACUCCUCACAUUCCGCUCCGCGUGCUCAGUGAACGCUGCUGGCUACUGGUAA
Cooperia oncophora is the source of this 366-nucleotide messenger RNA. The record is from the annotation of a GenBank genome assembly. NCBI's taxonomy places the organism in Eukaryota, Metazoa, Nematoda, Chromadorea, Rhabditida, Trichostrongylidae.